CGACCCCCAUAAACAAAACAAAAGCGUUAUUAGCAUGUACACCCUGCUGUCCAGGCAGGUGGCCGUGCAACAGCUUAGGCUAUUGUCCUAUCGGUGGUUUAGCAAGGCCCCAAAAAUCUCGAGACCACCACCAAAGCUGCCGACUACACCAUCGAAUACGCCCCAUCCCCCUAAGGAUCCACCCGACGAGGGCUACGCACCCUUUAGCAUGGACCAUGAGAGCUUUGUGGCGCCCCCAUUUAUGAAUCCCGCAGCCUUCCGUCAGUUUAGCAGCACGGAUGAGAAACUUGGACCAGGUGCCAGCAAGUCGGAGCCGUAUAAGAAUCCGGAAUACUUUGCCUAUCAUCGUUUCUCCUUUACCGAAAUGCAGAACCAGGCAUUGGAGUUGCGCAACGACAGGCGUUCAGCUGGUGGCGUGCAGGCCGUGCCUGAAGAAGAGGAAGAAGAGGAGGAGGAUAGUGGCACCGACGUCGAAACAUUGCAGAAAUUGGUAGAAGAGUGCGAGGCGCAGAUAAAGCAACAAGCACAGGACAUUGAAGAGGCGAAGAGGAAGGCAGCCGAAGAGGAGGAGCGCAGAAAAGCCCAAGAAGAGGAGUGUCGGAAGGCACAGCGAGCUGCAAAGAAAGCGGCCAAAGAGAAGGCUAAACGAGAAAAAUUGGAACAGGAGGAAGCCGAAAGGAAGGCCAUGGAGGAAUGUUUGAGAAAAGCAAAGGAGGAAGAAAAGAGAAAAGCUGAAGAGAAGGCACUAAAGAAGGCCAUGGAAGAAUGCUUGAAGAAAGAACAGGAAGCAAAGCUGAAGGCAGAGGAGGAGGCCGAGAAGAAGUUCAUCGAAGAAUGUUUACAAAAUUUAAGGUUGGAAGCAAAGAAGAAAGCAGAGAGAAGAGCAAAGAGGCGGGCUGAAAGAAAGAGAAAAGAGGACGAAAGGAAAAUGAAGGAGCAAAAUUGUGAAGCGGUAGAGCAUAAGGAAGAGAAGUGUGACGCUCAAAAUAAGAAGGAAGACAAAUGUGAUGAGCAAGAAAAGCCGCCAAAUUCGAAUGACGACUAGCAGCGAACACUUAGCAACGACAACAAUCAGCCACACAGUGACUCCAAAACUGCGCAGCUGAAUUGGGUGCGCGUCUCCACUUAGUACAAAUACAGUUUGGUUUUGCCAGUGCUUCUCAAACCAUUUGCGUCUCCGCUCGCACGGCGACGGCUUUGUUAUUGUUUAUACGUCUGUUCAACUUUUGAUUUGAAUUGUUAAUAAAAACCAAUGCAUAAAAUCAAUCUUA
Messenger RNA from Scaptodrosophila lebanonensis, 1271 nucleotides. RefSeq names its product vicilin-like seed storage protein At2g18540. The transcript has a single exon. Gene Ontology annotation, cellular component: mitochondrion. The record is from RefSeq and is a predicted model, not a curated record. The coding region runs from base 35 to 1045 and encodes 336 amino acids. Lineage: Eukaryota; Metazoa; Arthropoda; Insecta; Diptera; Drosophilidae.